AGGCCAUUAGAGUCAGAGCUUUUCUUUUCUUUUCUUUUUGUGAGACUGCCUUUUAUGAGUGGGUGUGUCGAAUCAAUGUGGCGCAGUGUAAGGGGUUUGCUAGCGGUUCCUAGGACGGGGGGCGGGGGAGGGGGGGGGGGGAUUUUAUGAGUAGUUUAAUCUGAGAGCGGCCCCAUCGGCGCUGGCUAACUGAACGGGAAUGGCAGUUUGGACCAGAGCUGAUAAAAACGGCCAGCUGGACCUACUUCUCCGCGACCGCUGGGUCCGUGUGUCCGCUGAACUCGGCCGAGAAACGCUGACUUUGACGGCCGAGGCGGAGGUAAGCGGGCAGGGGACCAACCGCUGGGACCACAGCACUUCCGCGGAUGGCAUGUCGAAUGGAAACGAACUGGAAACGAGGUCAGGGAACCCCGGCUGCAGUCUGUCUACUGGCCACGAGCAAUUUCAGAAGGGCUGCGGCAGCAGCAGCGGCAGCAGCAGCAACAGCAGCAGCCCUGCUAGUCGGGGUCAGUAUGACGGCACCCGCGGGUUAAGCAGCCCCGGGAAGUACUCGAAUAACGGCACAAACUCUGAUUUGGGGAGUCCCGGGUCGAAUCCCUGUUCGAGGCAAGGCGACGUUCCAGGGAGUGCGGACGUCUGCACGGAGGCUGUGCGAAAGGUCCGAGUUGUCAAACAGGAGUCUGGCGGGCUGGGGAUCAGCAUCAAGGGGGGGCGCGAGAAUCGGAUGCCGAUCCUUAUCUCCAAGAUCUUCCCGGGGCUCGCUGCAGACCAAAGUCGCGCUCUUCGCGUGGGCGACGCCAUCCUGUCGGUGAAUGGUAACGACCUCCGGGAGGCAACGCACGACCUGGCGGUGCAGGCCCUUAAGAAGGCAGGAAAACAAGUGACGCUGGAGGUGAAGUACAUUCGUGAGGUUUCUCCGCUAUUCAAGAAGUUUUCCCUGGUGGCUGACUUGCCAUGGAAUGGCAUUCGGCCACAGUCUCCCAGCUACAACGGCAGCGAGGAUUCUGGAUCUCCUAAACACAGCUCCUCCAAAGACCGGAAGGUCAUCACCUUGAAGAUGUGCUUCAUCAGUAGGAAUCUAACCAUGCCAGACCUGGAGAACAGACUGUUGGAGCUCCAUUCUCCAGAUGGUCAGCACACACUGGUUCUUCGCUGUAAAGAUGCCUCCACUGCCAACUCCUGGUUCACUGCCAUCCACACCAACAUUGCUGCCCUGCUCCCACAGACCCUGGCUCACAUCAAUGCUUACCUGGGGGCCUCGGCCUCCAAACAGCCUCAACUGAAACACAUUGGGUGGCUGGCUGAACAGGUCCAGCUGGAAGGUGGACGGCAGCAGCACAGACCGGUUGUCAUGGCACUUACGGAAAAGGACAUUCUACUCUUUGAGUCUGUGCCACGGGGUAGAGAAUCAUGGGCGUUGCCUUUGCUCACUCACCCACUCCUUGCCACAAGACUGGUGCUUUCUGGCAGUGCCCGUGGCUCUCCUGCCCAGAGUUCUGACCUGGUGUUUGCCACUCGGACCGGCACAGGGCAGGGCAUCGAAUCACACAUCUUUCGUGUGGAGACCCACUGGGAUCUCUCUUCAUGGACAAGAGCUCUCGUACAAGGCGCACAUGCCGCUGCCGAACUCAUCAAAGAAGUCUCAAUUGGCUGCACACUGAACAGACAAGAUGUCCGGCUGACACUGCACUAUGAGAAAGGCUUUACUGUGACAAGAGAACCAGCCAACCCAGCUAGUAGAGCCGUGCUGUUCAGAUACCCCUAUGAAAAACUCAAAAUGUCUGCAGAUGAUGGAAUACGCAGCCUUUACCUUGAUUUUGGGGGUCCUGAGGGAGAAAUGGUAUUUGACCUCCACUCUGGUCCAAAGCCAGUUGUAUUUGUGCUCCAUGCUUUCCUUUCGGCCAAACUCACUCGUAUGGGCCUGCUCACAUGAAGUGACAUCAACCUGAGUGACCUGUUCACCAACGAGCUCAGGCACACCAUGGACUAAUCCCCCAUGAUGGUGAUAUCCUUGAAAAUCUUCACAGCUUCACAGUUCACUCAGAACUGACAGCACAGGAAUGAAUCCCACCACCGCCCACCCCCUUCAUAAAAAUGUGCCUUUGCUUCCAUUUUCUCCUUUCCUUCCCACAGCAGCUUUAUUGCUAGGUCAAGUCAUAAAGUAGCACUUUACUUGAGGUUCUCUGGCUUUAUCAAUUAAAAAAGCUUUUAUCAUUCCAGUGAUUAGUUUAGUGAACAUUAAAGACACUAUGGGCCAUAUUCUCACGUUGAAUAUCCCAUGGCACGCAGUCGCACACUGACUGCGAUGGUUCACCCAUCGAGUAAUGUCUGUCAUUUACGCACCGUCCAGCCAGAUAUGCACUCUGGUUGGGGCAUUCCCUAUCAAAUCUGGACUCGCGCGUAUUCUCUAGUCGACUUAUGCACAUUUCGCAUUUUUACGCACUUGAGAGUCUGUAGUAUGUCAAGCGUCCUUGGAAGGUGCAAAAUCAUAUUGCACUUGAAGUUUGGAUGCAGUUACAAUAUAUGCCAAGUAUUAAUAAUAUUGAAAGAUCAAGUGUAUUUUAACUGCCACUGUCAUGAUUUAUUUUUUUUAUAUAUAUUUAAAUCUCGAUCUGGGGUCUCCAACCACUAUGCGUGGCCACACAGAGGCUGAUUAAAAAGACAUUUCAUCAAAGAGGCAUUGUAAGUCGGUGAUUACAGCGUUGUUGUGUUGUGAUAUUUACUAGCAGAGAAUAUCUGCGGUAGCACACUUUUUUUCACCAUUUGUUUACGAUGCUCACCUACAACUGCAAGGACCGAAUCCACUUAAAACAUGUUCCCUGCCGGCAUUAAAAGACAAAACAUUGGAGUUUUUUAGAUGGCACUGGCAUGUUGACAAGAAACAUGUGCAGGACUCCCAUUAAUUACAAGAACCACAUUCAUCGUAAUGGUGAGUUGUAUAUUUAAUAUUUUUUCAAAUUGUUUCUAUGGCUGUCUCUCAAAAUAUAUGAAACUGGUCUGUGGCAAAACAAAGGUUUGGGACACCCGAUCGAGAGCAUGGUAGGAACACCGUGUUUUGUAUUUGUAUUGAUGGGCCCCCAAAACAUAUAUUUAGUCAUCAGCAAACUAUUAAUAUAAUUAUUUCAUUCAAUUAUUGUUAUUAGAUUUAUUUCAUUCAAAAUAAGAUAACAUACUUACCUUCAAAGUGUAGCCGGAGCGGUCUCCACGUUCUGAAUGGUAUUUUCAAAUUUAAAGGUUGCUUUAUAUUUUUCACAGAUUUUACAUUCACAACAAGUCUAAGGAAAAGUACACAUUCCAGGAUUUGCACGCAGCCUCAGCUGUCAAUGAAUCACGCCUCUUUGGUGUUUCCGCAUUCAUUACCAGCUUAGGCGUGAUGGGGGUGUCUGAAGUCUGGACAGGAGAAUCCGUCUAGAUGAAAAGUGCUCAAGUCAAGGCGUGUAUAAAAGGACUUAUGCGUGAACUGGAAAAUAUGGCCCAAUAUGAUGUGAAUGGUUAGAUGACCUCAUCCUACUAACAUUUAAGUUUUACUAUUUAAAAAUAUAAAGGUUAUAAUGAAGGAUUUUAGACAAUCAAUAAACAGUGGAUGUCUGAUGUGUAAAUACCCCACUUCUUUGCCUAGCAUUCCAGUGCAGCCUUCCAGUGUACUUUAGGCUUGUUUAAUUUUUUUAAUUUUUUUUAUAUCAGAAAGUGACAAAAGAAGACUUUUAGAGUCAGUAUGCAGUUCAACAUGCCGAGACUAUGCAAAUAAAGCGAAUAUGUUUGUGUGUUUGUCUUUCUCGUGCUUGUGGCUGCUUGCUUGUGUGCCUGCUGUCUGGCAAACACGCUUCUCUCUUUUAAUUAAGUCCAUUUUUUAUUCUUCAAACAAUAGGUUUUUAUGCUUUAAAACUUGUACAAACAGUAUUACACUUAUUGUGGCAUCUAAAUAGUUUUUAUUAGCAUGACUCGCUGCCAUCAAAUUUGACCUGAGCUUUUUAAGAUGUUGUUUGUAUGACCAAGUAUGACCUACCUUACUUCCAUCUAUGCAUUUUCUAUACCCCUUCACUCCUUUAGGGUCUCAGUUGAGCUGGAGCAUAUCCCAGCUGACAUUAGGCGAGAAGCAGGGUACAGUCUGAACUCAUCACCAGCCCAUCCAUCCAUCCAUUUUCUGUACCGCUUAACUUCACUAGGGUCGCGGGCGUGCUGAACCUAUCCCAGCUGACUCUGGGUGAGAGGCUGUGAGGUAUAUGUGCUAACCAGUCGCCCUCAUCACCAGCCAACCGCGUAUAAAUAAACCAUUCAGACUUUCAAUUUAGAGUCUGCCUUCCUAACUUCAGGUUCAAUAUUACUCGAUAUUACAUACCUGUUAAUAGAUUUGUGUUACCCAUCCAUCCAUCCAUUUUCUGAGCCGCUUCUCCUCACUAGGGUCGCGGGCGUGCUGGAGCCUAUCCCAGCUGUCAUCGGGCAGGAGGCGGGGAACUGGUUGCCAGCCAAUCGCAGGGCACAUAGGAACAAACAACCAUUCGCACUCACAGUCAUGCCUACGGGCAAUUUAGAGUCUCCAAUUCAUGCAUGUUUUUGGGAUGUGGGAGGAAACUGGAGUGCCCGGAGAAAACCCACACAGGCACGGGGAGAACAUGCAAACUCCACACAGGCGGGGCCGGGGAUUGAACCCGGGUCCUCAGAACUGUGAGGCUGACGCUCUAACCAGUCGGCCAACCGUGCCGCCAUUUGUGUUACCAUUAUUCCAUAAUUUCCUCAGGCUCUUAUAUAGAUGCCAUAUCGAGGCACUCGUGUUUUUUAUGAUUUUAGUUAUUAGAGGCAAACAAUUCUCAUUUGCUAUGAGUCCCAUAAUCUUUCUUAUAUGGCCUCCUCCCACUAUUUCUGGAUCAAAAAGCUUGCUUCAUUGGUUUCAAAUGGCUGAUUUUUGUUCAUUUGUCACAGAGGCAUCAUUGCAUUACGUAAUUGGGAUCUUCUCCAGUCUUCAUUGUGAAUUAUAUAAUGGUCAUCUGGUUGUCCAUGAUUGAAGUUGUUCAGUGGACCUAAUUAGUAAAGCGGCUAGUACCACCAACCUUAACUCUUUCAAAACUUGAUUGAAUUUAAUCACAAGCCCAUUAUAAAUAUUGAAGGUUUUCAAAACGUGAGGUGUUCUGCCCGAGGGACGCCAGAGGACUUUAGAGGAGGCCGGGGCUGAGCAGAAAACAGAAAUGUUCCCUAAAGAAGGUCACUUUCCCAAACUCCUGGGGUCUCAAGAAUGCAUAGCACAGGUUCUAAGUUCGUUCGUAAGACUGAAAUUUAGAAUGUAAGUACAACAAAAUCCGUAUUCAUCAAAAGUGCGGACACCUGUCGUACACAUACCAGUAUAAUUUCUUUUGAUGAAUUCCACAUGGAGAAGGCGUUCGACCGUGUCCCUUGGGGAGUCCUGUGGGGGGUGCUUCGGGAGUAUGGGGUACCGAACCCCCUGAUACGGGCUAUUCGGUCCCAGUGUCAGAGUUUGGUCUGCAUUGCUGGCAGUAAGUCAGACCCGUUUCCGGUGAGAGUUGGACUCCAUCAAGGCUGCCCUUUGUCACCGAUUCUGUUCAUAACUUUUAUGGACAGCAUUUCUAGGAGCAGCAUAAAGGGGGUCCGGUUUGGUGGCCUCAUUAGUGCAUCUCUGCUUUUUGCAGAUGAUGUGGUUCUGUUGGCUUCAACAAGUCUUGAUCUCCAACUCUCACUGGAGUGGUUCAUAGCGGAGUGCGAAGCCACUGGGAUGAAAAUCAGCACCUCCAAAUCUGAGACCAUGGUCCUCAGUCGGAAAAGGGUGGCGUGCCCUCUCCAGGUCGGGGAUGAGAUCCUGCCCCAAGUAGAGGAGUUCAAUUAUCUUGGAGUCAUGCUCACGAGUGAGCGAAUUAUGGAACGGGAGAUCAUCAGGCGUAUCGGUGCAGCGUCUGCAGUGAUGCGGACUUUGUAUCUGUCUUUUGUGGUGAAGAAGGAGCUAAGGCAAAGCUGUCUAUUUACCGGUCGAUUUACGUUCCUACCCGCACCUAUUGUCAUGAGCUGUGGGUCGUGACCGAAAGAACAAGAUCCCGGAUACAAGCGGCAUAAAUGAGUUUCCUACACAGGGUGUCUGGGCUCCCCCUUAGAGAUAGAGUGAGAAGCUCGGUCAUCUGGGAUGGGCUCAAAGAGCUGCUGCUCCUCCGCAUUGAGGGGAUCCAGAUGAGGUGAUUUGGGCAUCUGAUUAGGAUGCCUCCUCGACGCCUCCCCAGUGAGGUGUACCGAGCACGUCCCACCGGGAGGAGACCCCGGGGACCACCCAGGACACGCUGGAGAGACUGUGUUUCCCGCCUGGCCUGGGAACGUCUCUGGAUCCCCCCGGACGAGCUGGAUGAAGUGGCUGGGGAGAAGGAAGUCUGGGCGUGCCUGCUAAAGCUACUGCCCCCGCGAACCGACCUCGCAUAAGCGGUAGAAAAUGGAUGAAAAAUGAUGAGAUGAUGAAAUUCCACGUUCUAAAGUGCCACACUUGUACACGUUUAGCCUAAUUUGCAUUGAGAAACGCCUCCAAUUCACCAUCUAUGGUAGCAGCAAUAAGAAUGUGCGGCUCUACUACUUCCCUCGUCAAAGUCAUGGCAAAGAAGGCGGAGAAAAUGAAUAUCUCCGAGACCGACAUUGAAGUGGAAACAAACCAUGAAACACUGUUUGGCUCAAUUAAUGCAGGGUGUUACCAACAAAAGGGGAAGAAAAUGACAUGGGAGAAUGGACGUUGCUGUUAAUUCUGUUGGACCAUAGAAAAGUGCAGUCUCGGGGGAAAAAAAAAAGUUUGACAUCAAACUCAAUGCUAAAAAAUAUGACAGCCCACAAACAAGAAUUAUCUUUAAUUAACUGGAGGUACCUGUAUUGCAAGCAUUAUUAUUAUACAGUACGUCCAGCUAGCUAUCCUUAGCUCCUGUUUGGAGGCCCACAUCCACAGAGCUCUUCUGUAGCAUCAAUGAAUCUUGCAUUCCUCCAAGCGAUGUGAAUCACAGAUUAUUUGUGCAUUGAUUGAAAGAAAUCCUUUCCUGUUCACUUAGCUGAAUUCAUUGUGUGACAGUGCUUUCAUUGAAAUAUGGGCGCAAUCUGUGGCUCCAACUAUCGUUGGGAAGUCCUUGUUUAAUUUCGGCUUGUUUUUGAUGUCUUUGUAAGAAUUGGAUCUAAAUUGGGAAUUAAUUCCAUCCAGCACUGCCGGAAUGAUUCAUCUUAUAGUGUUGCUUGCGAAAUGCCGCAAAAGUCCCCACUCUCCUGCAAGUCCAAGUUGAUAAAUGUCAUACUUUGCGUGGGAGUGUUUGUAUGCAUGCUUGACGUACAAUUCUAGGCGUACGCACACUUAAUAAAUGAGUGCGUGUAUAUCCUAAUCUUUGAUUAUAGAAAGAAUAUCUAUAAGACUGCAAAUAUCCAACAAUCGUCUAUUGAAAGUCACCUGAAUAGAAAUCAUCUCACCUAAAAAUUGGUGCCACUUUUAUUUGUCUGUAUUGUAUUUAACUGUAAGCCCCCACUGAGAUUUCUUUUGUGUACGGGUCGAAAGUUUGAUUUAAAAACAUUCACAAUUUGUGUUUGUUUGUGCUUGAAAUCUUUGGCCCAUGACCCAAAGUGAUUUUCCUAAGUUUUGACAAUUUUUUGUCAUUUUUGUCAAAACGAUUGAAUUUUUGAAACACCAACAUACCCACUAUGUACAGCAAAUGAAUUAUAAUUCUUUAAAUCACUUGCAUAUGUAAAUGCAUGUGAACGAUGUCAGUAGCUCAUAUUGUGGUUCCCUAUGAUCAUUUUUUCCAAAUGUUGAUACAAUUUAUAUUUUCUUGAUUACACCACGAUAACCUGACCAGUUUUUCACAAUUUUAAAUUGUUAAUAUAUAUUUUUGUAGAUGUAACUUAAAUUAUUGCACAUCUUGAAAGAUUCUGACCAAGACAUAUUCCUAUCCUUAAACCCACAGUAUCUGUGAUAACAUUUUUAUAGUCACCUUUGUAUCUGGUGAAUACCUGUAUUCUUAUGAUGUAACCCAAAACUCAUCCACCCCUCCCCCAAAUUAGAGGAUUAAAAUGUAUCAACUGAGUUCAUUUUAUUGGUUAUUAUUUCAAUCCAGACAAUGCAAUAUUUACUAACCAUUCAACACAGAUAAAUGGAAAAAAAUAAUAAAAAAAUGCAUACAACAUAGUUUCUCUGUUGCUAAAAGCUUGCGAUUCUGACUCUGCCAUACUGCUCUUUUACAUCUGUGCCUGUGUCAAAAUGUACAAGGUAUUUGGUGUUGUUUACCCUGACAGAUGCUGCUCCUCAACAACUGAAGCAAAUCAUGUUUAGGCAUUUUUAAUGAUUCUUUUACUGGAUUGUCUGUACUCUAUUUGGUUGUACUCUAUUUGGUUUUUAUGAUUUUGGUCAUCCUUCAGCAAGCAGUACCGUCCUUUCCUAAGCUUGGGUCUCUAAAUUUCGCUUUUGUUUUUUAUAUUUUAUAAUUGUGUAUAUUACUACCAAUAUUAAAAAAUUCUUUUUUCUCUGUUUGAAAAUGAUUAUCCUGUUUAUGCAAAUCAAUGCUUCAGAGGGUUGAGCUGCACUGUAUAACCAAAGGUAAUGUCUGUGGCAUUUUGCGCCUAACACAAUCAUUAGACAGAAGUUGCAGGGGUUUUAAUUGCUUCUGAGCAUCUGUCGUAUGCAAUGUAUUUUAGACUUUGUACCAAUAAACAGUAUGCAAUGUAAUCACACACACAAAAAAGAGAAA
Phyllopteryx taeniolatus (common seadragon) is the source of this 8699-nucleotide messenger RNA. It is a transcript of the gene sntb2, whose product is annotated as syntrophin, beta 2. The transcript has 7 exons. NCBI's taxonomy places the organism in Eukaryota, Metazoa, Chordata, Actinopteri, Syngnathiformes, Syngnathidae. Gene Ontology annotation, cellular component: dystrophin-associated glycoprotein complex; synapse; intracellular anatomical structure. Gene Ontology annotation, molecular function: protein binding; structural molecule activity. The record is from RefSeq and is a predicted model, not a curated record. Bases 200 to 1933 code for a protein of 577 amino acids.